UCUCGCGAUGUUUGUCAGCAACAGCCACUCGCUUCCUGAAAAUGGCCUCCUGGGGACGGGCUUCUGCCCUGUUGCGGGCUCUGCUCAAGAAUAACAAAGUUUUCAAAGGUUCUUGGUGGAGCCGAGCUGCCACGACUGGAGUGCUUGGGUCGCUUGUUGGUGCCGGAGUGUUCGUUUAUCACCGAAAUAAUGUUUAUAACCGGAGUUUUCCUCUGGCCAUCGUUCACGCAGAAGAGCAAAAAGAAGCUGCCGCCCCUCAGUUGUCCGCCAGGAGACUCAGGUUCUUCCAGUUCGCCUCUGUGGUCUUCGAGCAGGAGCCCUACAUGACGCCCAGAGACUUCCUGCACUCCAUCAUGCUGGAGGAUGUAGACCACAAGCUGCAGAAGAGGGUGUUGACGGAGCAAGAAGUGAACAACAUGCUCGCCAUUGCAUCUCGAUCUCGCGCCGGUAACGAGCUGUUCAGAAACUGGGGAGACGACGGUUUGAUAUCCUACACUGAGUAUCUCUUCCUGCUGACCAUCCUGACCAAGCCUCAAACUGGCUUCCACAUCGCUUUCAAAAUGCUGGACAUCGACGGCAACGAACACGUGGACAAGAAGGAGUUCAUGAAGCUGAAGAACAUCAUCGGGAAGAGCAAGAGAAGAGCGUCCAUGGACGGCACGGAGGCGAUGCUGGCAGAGGACGGCGAGGGCGUCAGCACCACGCUGCAGGCCUACUUCUUCGGCAGGAACGGACAAAACAAGCUGCAGUACCAGGAGUUUCAGAGGUUCAUGGAGGACCUGCAGGCUGAAGUCCAGGAGAUGGAGUUCCUGCAGUUCUCCAAGGGGAUGGAAACCAUGAGGCGUGAGGACUUUGCAGAGUGGCUGCUGCACUAUACGAACGAGGAGGACAAUGAGAUCUACUGGGAGAACAUGAGGAAGAAGAUCCCGGCUGGACAGAGCAUCACGUUCGAGGAGUUCAAGGUCUUCUGCCUCUUCACCAACAACCUGGAGGACUUUGCCAUCUCCAUGAAGAUGGUGACGGAGGCCAACCGUCCGGUGGGGAUGGCUCAGUUCAAGAGAGCCGUGAAGAUCGCCACAGGUCACGACCUGUCGGAGAGCGUGCUGGACACUGUCUUCAAGCUCUUUGACAUGGACGGGGACAACUGCCUGAGCCACAAGGAGUUCAUCGGUGUGAUGAAGGACCGAGUGCUGCGAGGCCUCAAGGUGCAGCACCAGAACGGCUUCUCCGGCUACUGGAAGUGUGUGAAGAGGGAGACGCUGAAGGGGGCGAAGGAGGCGCUGGGGGACAGCGGCUGUCCCAUCUGACCUGCUGAAGAACCACUAGAGAUGUUUACUGAGAUCAGAGUGGCUCCACGUUCAUUUCAGAGAAGCUUUACCGGCAACUAUGACCACUUUCUUCGAGGGUCACAGUGGACGUGACCUUGAUUUUAAGUCUUUAUAACCCAGGGUGCCUAAAAUAUACCACCGGAUUUGUGUGUUUACAAUGAAAAGGGAUGAAUGUAAAUAAUCUUGUGUGUUGGAUCUGUGCUGGGAGGAGCUUCUGCAUGUGUCUGACCUGCUGCGUUGCACCGUUUCACCAUGUGUUUCAGGAAUAAAGGGUGAAAACA
Molecule: messenger RNA, 1609 nt
Organism: Synchiropus splendidus (mandarinfish)
Lineage: Eukaryota; Metazoa; Chordata; Actinopteri; Syngnathiformes; Callionymidae
Gene: micu2
Product: mitochondrial calcium uptake 2
Exons: 11
Coding region: 42-1307 (421 amino acids)
Biological process (GO): calcium import into the mitochondrion; mitochondrial calcium ion homeostasis
Cellular component (GO): uniplex complex
Molecular function (GO): calcium ion binding
Source: RefSeq, a predicted model, not a curated record